Colletotrichum gloeosporioides is the source of this 702-nucleotide messenger RNA. RefSeq lists its product as uncharacterized. The transcript has 2 exons. The record is from RefSeq and is a predicted model, not a curated record. Bases 1 to 702 code for a protein of 233 amino acids. Lineage: Eukaryota; Fungi; Ascomycota; Sordariomycetes; Glomerellales; Glomerellaceae.
AUGUCAUCGAUAACGGCCGAAACACCAAUCGCCGGAGCUGCCGCUGCCGCUGCCGCCGAGGACGGACGGGCCGGCGGCAGCCCGGCGUCGCCGUCACAGUCGCCGGCCUCCGCCCGAGCCGUUCCGUCCGGCGUGACGGUCGUCUUCGCGGAGCGCAAAAGGACCGGGCGCAUCGCCGGCGCCAAGUACAAAGCAGACGGCACCCCUUACAAACGCCCCGGCCCACCGCCCAAACCCGUAGAGGAGCGCGCGCGCUACCAGGCCCGUGGGCCGCUGAAGCGCAUGGAGAGGUCGUACACGGACCAGAAGCGCAGGGAGGUCGUCAUGUUCCUGCAGAACCACAAAAUCCGCGUGACGGACGAGAACGACAUACGCGCGCGCAAGGGCUGGAACGGCGGCCGCGAGGACCAGCAACCGCCCGAGGAGCCCGGGUACCGGUGGCCGACGCUGAAGGAGACGUCCGACUGGUUCAAGGUCCCCGAGCGGACCGUCCACAGCUGGUGGAAGCGGCGGCAGAAGAUCCUCGGGAACGCGCCGAAUAAGUUGACCAAGGCCGAGAAGAGACGAAUGGCCGAGGAGGAAGAAAGGAGGCGGAAGGAGGCGGAGGAGCGGAGGGAGCAGUUGAGUGCGAUCGGCUGGCCGACGGAGGCCUUGCCGGAGGUGAUUCCCGGGGUCUACCGCAACCCAGGGCCGGCGAGAUGA